CUGGUUCCCGCAUCCCACUCGCAGCACGAGCGCUCAGCGUCUCGUCUCCUCCUCCCCACAAAAAGCCGCUGAAUUGCUCCGUCGGCGUCAUGUGUGGCAUCUUAGCCGUGCUCGGAUGCUCCGACUGCUCCCAGGCCAGGAGGGCUCGCAUCCUCGCCUGCUCCAGAAGGCUGAAGCACAGGGGCCCCGACUGGUCGGGCCUCUACCAGCACGAGGGCAACUUCCUGGCGCAGCAGCGGCUCGCCAUCGUCUCCCCGCUGUCCGGCGACCAGCCGCUGUUCAACGAGGACCGCACCGUCGUGGUGGUGGCCAAUGGAGAGAUCUACAACCACAAGAACGUCCGGAAGCAGUUCACCGGCGCGCACAGCUUCAGCACCGGCAGUGACUGCGAGGUCAUCAUCCCCCUGUACGAGAAGUACGGCGAGAACUUCGUGGACAUGCUGGACGGAGUCUUCGCGUUCGUGCUCUACGACACGCGAGACAGGACCUACGUGGCGGCACGCGACGCCAUCGGCGUCAACCCGCUCUACAUCGGCUGGGGCAGCGACGGUUCCGUCUGGAUGUCGUCCGAGAUGAAGGCGCUGAACGAGGACUGCGUGCGCUUCGAGAUCUUCCCGCCGGGGCACCUCUACUCCAGCGCCGCCGGCGGGUUCCGCCGGUGGUACACCCCGCACUGGUUCCAGGAGCAGGUGCCCCGGACGCCGUACCAGCCGCUCGUCCUUAGAGAGGCCUUCGAGAAGGCGGUUAUCAAGAGGCUCAUGACCGACGUCCCGUUCGGGGUCCUCCUCUCCGGCGGCCUCGACUCCUCCCUCGUCGCCUCCGUCACCAAGCGCCACCUCGUCAAGACCGACGCCGCCGGAAAGUUCGGCACAGAGCUCCACUCCUUCGUCGUCGGCCUCGAGGGCUCCCCUGACCUGAAGGCCGCACGAGAGGUCGCUGACUACCUCGGAACCACCCAUCACGAGUUCCAUUUCACCGUACAGGACGGCAUCGACGCGAUCGAGGAGGUGAUCUACCACGACGAGACGUACGACGUGACGACGAUCCGGGCCAGCACGCCCAUGUUCCUGAUGGCUCGCAAGAUCAAGUCGCUGGGCGUGAAGAUGGUGCUGUCCGGGGAGGGCUCCGACGAGCUCCUGGGCGGCUACCUCUACUUCCACUUCGCCCCCAACAGGGAGGAGCUCCACAGGGAGACCUGCCGCAAGGUGAAGGCCCUGCACCAGUACGACUGCCUGCGCGCCAACAAGGCGACGUCGGCGUGGGGCCUGGAGGUCCGCGUGCCGUUCCUCGACAAGGAGUUCGUCGACGUCGCGAUGGGCAUGGACCCCGAAUGGAAAAUGUACGACAAGAACCUGGGUCGCAUCGAGAAGUGGGUCCUGAGGAAGGCGUUCGACGACGAGGAGCACCCUUACCUGCCCGAGCAUAUUCUGUACAGGCAGAAAGAACAGUUCAGUGACGGAGUGGGCUACAACUGGAUCGAUGGACUCAAAGCCUUCACCGAACAGCAGGUUGAUGGUCGUCGUCGAAGUUAGCUAACCAGCGCUGACGUUCCCCCCCAUGUCCAGGUGACGGAUGAGAUGAUGAACAGCGCCGCCCAGAUGUUCCCGUACAACACGCCCGUCAACAAGGAGGCCUACUACUACCGGAUGAUAUUCGAGAGGCUCUUCCCUCAGGACUCGGCGAGGGAGACGGUGCCGUGGGGCCCGAGCAUCGCCUGCAGCACGCCCGCGGCCAUCGAGUGGGUGGAGCAGUGGAAGGCCUCCAACGACCCCUCCGGCCGCUUCAUCUCCUCCCACGACUCCGCCGCCACCGACCGCACCGGAGACAAGCUGGCGGUGGUCAACGGCGACGGGCACGGCGCGGCGAACGGCACGGUCAACGGCAACGACGUCGCUGUCGCCAUCGCGGUGUAACAGUAAUGAACUGGAGGAUAGGGACGAACGAACGACUGGUAGGUGUGGCGUACCUGCCGCGUGCCCACCGGCCGGCCAUAUAUAUCGAAUCCCGGCCCGGCGCGGCAGCACGUGCUAUUGUUACGUGUCACCAGCGUACGUGUCUGUGUAGUGCCUCGAUCGUAUCUGUACGUCUUUAGGAAAAGGUGUGUCCGUGUGUAUUGUAUGUGUGUGAGCAAGCGUGCGUGACGCGCUCUGCCUGUGUGACAAAGCAGAGCAGUACAAGCUCAGGCAUUUUCUGUCCGAGCGAUGAUUUGAACUGGAUCUAUCAUCUCUGAAUUGAACUCGGCCGGACGACGACCUACCGCUAAAA
Messenger RNA from Zea mays, 2265 nucleotides. RefSeq names its product asparagine synthetase 4. The record is from RefSeq and is a predicted model, not a curated record. NCBI's taxonomy places the organism in Eukaryota, Viridiplantae, Streptophyta, Magnoliopsida, Poales, Poaceae. Gene Ontology annotation, molecular function: asparagine synthase (glutamine-hydrolyzing) activity. The coding region runs from base 90 to 1532 and encodes 480 amino acids. Gene Ontology annotation, cellular component: cytosol. The transcript is spliced from 11 exons.